Helicoverpa zea (corn earworm) is the source of this 4955-nucleotide messenger RNA. It is a transcript of the gene Rich, whose product is annotated as guanine nucleotide exchange factor subunit Rich. The record is from RefSeq and is a predicted model, not a curated record. The transcript has 26 exons. NCBI's taxonomy places the organism in Eukaryota, Metazoa, Arthropoda, Insecta, Lepidoptera, Noctuidae. Gene Ontology annotation, biological process: intracellular protein transport; retrograde transport, endosome to Golgi. Gene Ontology annotation, cellular component: Ric1-Rgp1 guanyl-nucleotide exchange factor complex; cytosol; Golgi membrane. The coding region runs from base 199 to 4455 and encodes 1418 amino acids. Gene Ontology annotation, molecular function: protein binding.
AAAAAAUGACACAUGUCAUAUAGUGGCGAUUUGUGUGUUGACGUUUUUACGAAGCUUCUUUGCUAGAUUUAUUAAAUUAUUAUAACGAAUCAUAUCAGAACAUCUUAAUUUACAACAGUAAUUUAUGAAUAACUUCGAUCGCAGUGUUCAGUGUUUCGCUAAAUUUGACAUAAGAGUGGCAAAUGUUUUAUAAUCAAAAUGUACUUUCCAAUAGGAUGGCCCAAAGUUCUGAAAAAUCUGGGUGCAGAUAAUCAAAUUAUAAAACAAAUCGUUUCGAAUAGAGACAAGAUAUUGUUUGCUUCACUGAGCGAUGACUGCCUCGCAGUAUGGUUCUGCAAGCCAACAGUACCCAUAGUGUACCACAAGAGGAGUACAGAAUCUCUUCAGCGACUCGGCGUCAAUGUUGGAGUGGAGUGGAAACCUGAUUCAUCUAUGAUAUGUAUUUCUACAUCAGAAGGUCAUCUCAUACUGUACAAUGUAGAAGCCCACAGUGAACAGACAGCGUAUCAGCAAUAUGACCCCCCCACCGCAAGCUUGAGACGAGACUCCGCUGAACUCUUCGUCAAGGAAGUUAUACCAUCACUGAAAAUCACCUUGUUAAAAGAAGUAUUAGUUUGGGACGGUCAGAUCACUCGCAUGUGCUGUAUAUCAGGCACGGAAAUCCUUGUCUGUACCACCCGAGCCCACUUACUGCGGUACCGAUGGGACGGCACACAGAACCGGGACUACUGUCUUGAUCUUGGAAGAAUACCAUUUUCUAUAAAUCAACAAGUUUCUAAGGCUGAGCCAAUAUUAGAAGACAAUACACAUGUAAAUGAUAUAGAAUAUUCCCCACUAGUGUGUGGUUUUGGGAUAACGCUGAAUGACGGACGAGCGGCGUAUCUCACCGCGCCUAAUCUCAAGUUUGAUCCUAAUGCGGUGCAAGGUAUUUGGGCUCCUGGCAUCGAUGACGCGACUUGCGCAAGAGUCAACCAUAAGUUUAGAUUAAUUGCUAUUGGCAGGAAAAAUUCUCAAGUGGAUGUGUUCACGAUAGACGAGGCUACGGGCGGCUUGGAGCUGUCGCACACGAUGGUGCUCAGCUCUAAAGACUUCCCCGGCGAUCCUGGACCAGUUAAAUGUAUGAGAUGGACGGCGGACGGCCGUGCAGUAGCUGUAAGUUGGGAGCGCGGCGGAGUGUCGGUAUGGAGCACAUUCGGGGCCCUGCUCAUGUGUUCGCUGGCGUGGGACUACGGACUCAACCAGGAUUUGGGCAAGUCCAACCCGCUGGUUGUGUCUAGUUUAGAGUGGGCAACGGAAGGCUACCAGCUUUGGAUGGUAAAAGUGGAAAGUGAUACGAGUACUAACAUCAUUCAACUGGAUUUCGUUAAAAGUCCACUCAGCGUUAAUCCUUGCAUGAGCAACCAAAGACACCUAUACCUACAAGCGGACGACAAACUCUACGUGAACUUAGAGGACAACUUAACCAAACGAACCAAGAUCUCCAUCAUUGACUCUUCAUCAGAACUGUACCAAGCAGAGAAUGGUUUACCCGACCAGCCGAACUUGGAAUAUGAGAGCAGUACUAAUUACAGGGAGUUCGUGGAUGAUAAUGAGUGCAGGAAGCAAUGGAUCGUGUUGCCGCUGCCCGCUACGUAUAUUGCUACUAAUUGGCCUUUGAGGUACAGCGCCAUAGACGAGGCGGGCGUGAACGUGUGCGUGGCGGGCCGCACGGGGCUGGCGCACUACAACUGCCUCGCGCGGCGCUGGAAGCUCUUCGGCAACGAGGCGCAGGAGAAGGACUUCGUGGUGGCCGGCGGCAUGCUGUGGUGGAGAGACUACGUCGUCAUAGGUUGCUACAGUAUCCUAGACGGUCACGACGAGAUCCGUUUCUACCCACGAGAAGCAAAACUCGACAACAAGUUCGCUAAGAUCGUUCGAGUACAAUCCCAAGUGUUCGUGCUAGACAUACUGGAUGAUCAGCUCGUCGUGUUCGGCGCUGAUGCCCUCGUCACCAUCUACGAGCUCAACUGUCUCGAUAACGCGGGCAACAUAGAGAUGCGGUGCGUACAAGCAGUGGACGUGUCGGCGCUGUCACACCCCGCGUGCGUGGUGUCGGCGUCGCUGUGCCGCCUGCAGGACCCGCCGCGCCACCGCUCCUCCACCGUCUGCCUGCCCGUGCAGCGCCAGCCUGACUCGCUUGUGAUCAAUGCCAGCGGUAAGCUGAUGAUGGUUCAAAGAGAAGAGUACGACGUUGAUGAAGACAAUAACCCGGCAUAUAGCUGCCUUCCCGCCACAGUCCUGGCCUCUUGCGUGGAAAGUGUCUGGUCAUGUGGCAGCGUCUCCGGCUCCCAGACCCAGUUGUCCCGAGCUCUAUGGCUGUGGUGUGGAGCCCUAGGCGCCAGGGUGUGGCUGCCUCUGCUGCCGAGAGACGCCACCAGACAUCCCGACUCGGGGAGACAUACGUUCAUGGCUAAGAGGAUCAUGCUACCGUUCCAUCUGAAUAUUUAUCCACUGACAAUUUUAUUCGACGACGCUAUCCUACUGGGCGCUGAGAACGACACGACGCUGUACGCUUCUGACUCAAACUCGGUGUUCUCGUUACCAUUCUGCGUCGUCAAUAGAACGAGCCAAGUCUACCUACACCAGAUUCUAAGGCAGCUGCUACGCCGUAACCUAGGCUACCACGCGUGGGAGAUCGCGAGGUCCUGCUCACAGCUCGCGUACUUCCCGCACUCCUUGGAACUGCUGCUGCAUGAGGUGUUGGAGGAAGAGGCCACGAGUAAAGAGCCCAUACCUGAUGCACAGCUGCCCUCGAUCAUUGAGUUCGUGCAUGAGUUUCCCGUGUAUUUGCAGACGGUGGUGCAAUGCGCAAGAAAAACAGAAAUUGCGCUAUGGGCGUAUCUAUUUUCGGCAGCCGGAAAACCAAAGGAAUUGUUCCAAGAAUGUCUGCACCGCAAGAUGUUGGACACAGCGGCUUCAUACUUGAUCAUAUUACAGAACUUGGAAAGUUCAGCGGUGAGCAGACAGCUGGCGACGCAACUCCUGGACACUGCGCUGCAGCAGGAGAGGUGGGAUCUCGCCAGGGAUCUCGUCAGAUUCCUCAGGGCUAUAGAUCCUAACGACGUGGAUUCACCGCGGAACUCGGUGAACGUCCAAGCGAAGUACGGACAGGUGGUGCAGUCGCAAACUGUCAGCCCCAACGCCGAGGACUUGUCCGUCAUAUUGGGCAGUAUGCAGUUGGCAGGCGGUCGUGGGCGCAGCUUCAGCACGACCGUGUCUCCGCGCGAGCCCUCGCCCCCCGCGCACGCGCCGCCGCCCCCCGCGCCCCCACCACAUGCCCCCCCUGCUAGGGCCACAGCCGCUGUCAAGAGAAAGAAGUCUGUACCUGCUAGGGCUGACAGGGACUCAUACAGCGGUACAGCAGAAGAGUUCUUCAUAGACAUGAUGAUACAACGUCACGCGCGACUCCUUCUAUCCACCGCCCGACUCUACGCACUAGGCAAGAUGGCCGCCGCGUUAGACUUACACCUCGUCGCGUGGUUAGCCGGCGAGAGGGAACGCGCGGCUAGAGUAGAUAGUGCGGUGUUGUGUGUGAAGAGGCUACAUGAAGACUUCGCCUGGCCCUACCCUGUGGUCAAUGAUGCUGAGCAGUACUUGCAGAGGAAAGGCAGCACUGUUACCAGUUCAUACACGCCGUCAGCGGAAUCAGACAGCCUGUGCGGUGACAGCGGAUACAUGAGUCUACCGUUACGUGCUGCACUGCCUUUAAUGACCGGCGCUGUUCCCGUAUCGCCUGGACCUGUCAGUUCAGCGGGCGAAGGCAGUGUAGCCGAAGGUGGCGGCGUGGCGUGGGCGGGUGAAGCCCUAGGAGCGGGUGAAGAGCGACGCUACGCCGCGCUCAUGGAACGCUUGCAUCAUCACCAGGCUGAACGAGGCUCCCAUACCUCUCAUGUACAACUCAGAUACUACCUCCAACUGAUGACAGAAGCCAGCUGCGUAGAAUGGGCAGUGGUCGUAGCAGUAGUACUGCGCGACGCGCUGGCCGUGCUGCGGACGACUAACGCGGCGCGGGGAAAUGACGUCAGCUUGGACGCCGUGCGACGCCUGCGCAGGGCGCUGCAGGACAUAUGCGCUUGGACUGAUGCUGAGUGCCUCGGCUACAAACCAUUUAUGAUGGCGAUAAGCAACCAAAUCCCCUUCCUAACAUCGAUCAUCAACUCGCGAGAACGUCGGAUAUCGAUGUCGAAGACUCGCGUGCGGACUUCAAGCACCAGUUCUUUGGGAGCUGAAGUUAAACCAAAGCCACAGACUCAAGAAGCCAAGCUCCCCCCACCACAGAAGGCGGAAGUGUCGAAGCAGGCGGGGAGGAAGGAGUCGGCGGGGGCGGAGCCUGCCCCCUCGGUGACGGUGUCGCCGCCCCGCCCCCUGCCUGCGCCCGCGCGGGACGACGUGUCCACGGGCUGCGUGCUCAUGUAAUAUUUCAUUUGAAAAGUAUGUAUAAGGAAAAGACUCGUGUCAGUAUCAAUGUUUACAAAGUCUGUGCAAUGGCGGCAAUUAGAGCGAAAGUGUUUGUUAAGUUGUAUGUCUCGUAAAAUUGCUACUCUCACGAGUUUUUUUAGUCUGGUAACAUUUUUGUCAGGACUAGAAAUUCUGAUGAAAAUUGGUUUUCUUCUACAAACAGUAGAACUAGCAUAGUUAGACGUCAGUCGAGAUUUAGAUAGUCGUUAAAAUUAAGAAUAAAAUUUUAUUAAUUUAACACAUUUCGUACUUUCGUACUCUAGAAACUUUCUUAUAUAAUGUAAUUUUUCACUUCGUCUCGACAUUUCUAAUCAAUGUUCUUUCUUGAAUUGUUUUGUACAUAUUUAGGUAAAAUUAAAUGAAUCUUUAUAGUAAGUGACUUUUUCAACCUUAUGAAAAUAAAAUUAAUAUUAUGAUCAUUUUGGUGCUGAAUAAUGUAUACAUCUCAAUAUUUAUUU